CUUCGCCGGAAGUUCUCGCCACUUCCGGCAGGGUCUUCGAAAUACCGGCGGUGCCGGGAGAGGCGCGCUGGACCGUGGUUCCGAGGUCUGCGUGGUGCGAGACCUGCGGCGCGGGCUUCCGGUCCUGGGGCCGGCGGGCGGCGAUGCGGUGCGGGCUGCUGUGGGCGGCCGGUCGCCGGCUGUGGGCCCGCGGCGCUGGGACUCCGGCCCGCCGGUCGCUGAGCGGCAGUGCGCCGCCGCUGGAGGAGCUGUUCGCCCGCGGCGGCCCCCUGCGGACCUUCCUGGAGCGCCACGCGGGGUCGGACGCCCGGGGGCCCGAGCUGCUGGCGGCGGCCGGACUCCUGAGCGACAAGGAGCGCGAGCUGCGGGAGACCGAGCUGUUGCUGCGUGAUGAGAAUGAAGAGUUAAAGAAACUUGCAGAGAGUGAAAUAGCUUUGUGUCAAAAAGAAAUAACCAAGCUGAAGCAUCAGAUCAUCUUACUUUUGGUUCCCUCAGAAGAGACAGAUGAGAGUGAUUUGAUCUUGGAGGUAACUGCGGGUGUUGGAGGCCAGGAGGCAAUGCUGUUCACCUCCGAGAUGUUCAAUAUGUAUGAGCAGUAUGCUGCGUUUAAAAGAUGGCAUUUUGAAACUCUGGAAUAUUUCCCAAGUGAAGCAGGUGGCCUUAGACAUGCGUCUGCCAGCAUCGGAGGUCCAGAAGCUUAUAAGCACAUGAAGUUUGAAGGUGGAGUGCACAGAGUACAAAGAGUGCCGAAGACGGAGAAGCAAGGCCGCAUCCACACUAGCACCAUGACCGUGGCAAUACUGCCUCAGCCUACCGAGAUUAAUCUGGUGAUUAAUCCUAAAGAUUUGAGAAUUGACACUAAGCGAGCCAGUGGUGCUGGCGGUCAGCAUGUGAACACCACAGACAGUGCUGUUCGGAUAGUUCAUCUUCCUACAGGUGUUGUUUCUGAAUGCCAGCAAGAGAGAUCUCAACUGAAAAACAGAGAGCUGGCCAUGAAAAAGUUACGUGCAAAGCUUUACAGCAUGCGCCUAGAGGAAGAAAGAAGUAAGAGAUGCAGUGCCAGAAAGACCCAGGUUGGAACUAAAGGAAGAUCAGAGAAAAUAAGAACAUAUAAUUUCCCACAGAACAGGGUCACAGACCACAGAAUAAACACAUCCCUACAUGAUCUUGAGACUUUCCUGCAAGGAAACUGCCUUUUGGAUGAACUUACACGGUCCCUGAAGGAAUAUGCUGAUUAUGAAUCUUUAGUAGAAAUGAUUUCCAGAAAAGACUAAGCUGCCUUACUACUGAAGCUCUUUUUAUAUAGACUAGAAAAAGUUUACAGCAAAUCCAUUGUUUGUAAGUACUCAGCAGCGUUCUCUUGAGGAACCUAAGUUAACAGUUGGAAUAUGCAUAUUCUUAGGACAUGAUUAUUAACGCAGUUCUCUAAGUACUGGAAAAAUGUACAAUUAUAACUUCAUAAAUCUUGAACUCUUUUUGUAUGAAGGGUAGACAAAAAGGAAAGUAGUUGUUUUGGGCAAAAUAUUUAAUGGUGAUCAAAAUUUUCAAAUAUAAAACAGAAAUAUGAUA
Messenger RNA from Nannospalax galili (Upper Galilee mountains blind mole rat), 1569 nucleotides. It is a transcript of the gene Mtrf1l, whose product is annotated as mitochondrial translational release factor 1 like. Bases 144 to 1274 code for a protein of 376 amino acids. The transcript has 7 exons. Gene Ontology annotation, biological process: translational termination. Lineage: Eukaryota; Metazoa; Chordata; Mammalia; Rodentia; Spalacidae. The record is from RefSeq and is a predicted model, not a curated record. Gene Ontology annotation, molecular function: translation release factor activity.